AGUCAUAUUUCAAACAACUUCAUAAACCAUAAACCUGUCUUGAGCUUAAUUACUGCUGCAAUGGACACCAUAUCCUGCAUUGGUGAAGGAUGGAGGCUGUGCACAGCUGCAAGCUUUAUAAGCUGCAUCAUUCUGAUAUUCUUUCUCAACCACAGCCAUGACAGGGUAAACCUAUCAACUCUUGGGAACAUAGCCAUAAAAUCAACACUACCGGCCAAUGAAUCAGAUGCGAACAUGAAGCUCUUGCAAGUAGCAGACUUGAAGGAACACAUGAAACAGAUAAAUAAAGAAGACAAAUGCAAUGUAUUUGAUGGAAAAUGGGUUUACGAUCCAAAGCAAAGCCCUCUCUACCAAGGAGCUCAGUGUCCAUUUCUUAGCGACCAAGUCAGCUGCCAAAGGAAUGGAAGGGCAGAUUUCAUGUAUGAGAAAUGGAGUUGGGAGGCCAAGGGGUGUAAAAUUCCAAGGUUUAAUGGAACAGACAUGUUAGAGAGACUUAGAGGAAAGAGAGUGAUAGUAGUUGGGGACUCUCUCAACAGAAACCAGUGGGAAUCUCUAGCUUGUCUACUUUACUCAGCUCUCCCUCCCUCUCAAGCCCAAGUUGAUGUGGAAAGUGGCAUCUACAAGGUCUUCACAGCAAAGGUCGGUUUCAAAGUGCUUCUAGUUGUAGAAUCUUUCUCCUAGUGAACCC
Prunus avium (sweet cherry) is the source of this 688-nucleotide messenger RNA. The record is from RefSeq and is a predicted model, not a curated record. NCBI's taxonomy places the organism in Eukaryota, Viridiplantae, Streptophyta, Magnoliopsida, Rosales, Rosaceae.